Molecule: messenger RNA, 2862 nt
Organism: Oryzias latipes (Japanese medaka)
Lineage: Eukaryota; Metazoa; Chordata; Actinopteri; Beloniformes; Adrianichthyidae
Product: ZPA domain containing protein
Source: RefSeq, marked provisional
GCUGCUUCAUCUUCUUGGCCUUGGUGUAAAAGUCAAAGCCAAGUUCUGGUGGUUGAGUUCUUUCCAGUUCCUUUUUCCAAUGCCUUCACACUGCAACAUGCGGAAGCCUGAGAAAAUGUUUUUGUUAUUGAACCUGAUGGCUGCAGUUUCUGUCUUGAGUCAAGCAUGGCCAAAUGUGAAGCAUGGUCUGCAGUCAACCAAUGGAGUUAGAUUGGACUGUGCAGGUAAUCUGAUGAGGCUUUCAUUGGAUGAGGCUCUUGCAGUUGGGAAUCAACUUCAAGUGGAAGCAAUCAAUGGCACACAACGUAUUUUGGUGACACCCAGUCUGGCUGCCCAGUGUGGAUACAGCAUGGAGUCUGACCCAUGGGGAAACACCAGGAUCUACAUGUCUCUGUUGGGUUGCUUUAUGGUUAGCAAGGAUGAGUCCACCUUCAGCACCAGCUUGAAACUGCACAUGUACAAGCACAGUCCCUCUGAUGUGGUCAGCCAUGAUGUGACUCAGACCUGCAGCUAUUCUCGCUGGGCCUUCAGAGAUGUCCUCUGUGACAGGAACUACAUGGAAGUGUCAGCUCACAUCGCUCCCAGUCAACAAACAAAAGGACAAGUUCAGAACAAGGACAACUCUCAAACAAAUAAGCUUCCUGGUGACUCCAAUGACGCCCCUGGAAUCUGGAAGAUGACCUUUUACACUCCUGAACCUGUUGCGAUGGUCCUGAAAGAAGCCGAACAAGCUGGUUAUGGUGCAACAAUGAGACAAACUCGCCUGGCAAUCAGAAGCCCCUAUCAUACUUCAGAGACUUAUUCUGAAGAUGUUGCUGGAGUCCCCAUGGAAAUCCUCAAAGUGAGCGUUUACCACAAAACUCAAGAGGGACUGAAUGUUGUCAACUUGGCAGCUGCUUGCCCCACAGGUGGCAUUCUCUUCACUGACGAGUUCAUCUCCUGGCACAUCCCUCGCCGCGUAACUCCUCUAACUGAGGGCAAGGUCAAGAUUGUAGAGCUGUACAUGGGAAUCAAUGGACAGAGGCUGGAAAAGGCUCAAAUAGCUGCAAGAGGUUACUCCCUCUCAACCACAGAGUUCCACAUUGUUGUUGACAUCCCAGUGGGAUCACCUGACGGCUACUACAAGAGCCAUGCUCCAGACUUCCUGUACCACAUCACCUACACCAUUGAGCCAAUGCUUGAAGUUCUAUGGAGGCCAGAGAAUCCCCAAGAAGAAACAAAAUACAAAAUUCUGUUUCCCAUCACAACUCCACCAAUCCUUCAUCCAAUCAACACCUUUGACCGCACAAUCCCAGAAGAGAGGGUGUUUAAUGUUCAUGUGGGGGCUUUCCUUCAUGAUGUGGUGCUGAAGAACAUCACAUUUUCUACUGGAGUCCUUACUGUUGAAGAGUGCAAUGCCAAAGGGUUUGCAGUCCAGGAACAUCUUCUCUCCAACGGCACAAAAGUGUUCUCUAUUCAAGUGGCCUUUGACACCGAUCCCAUCCUGAAGCAUAAUCCUGAGCCCUUGGUUACAACCUACUUCCUCCCUCUGAUCUUUGGUUUUGCUGUUCUGCCUGAGGAUCUCCCUUUUGCCCACAAAGUAGAGUUGCAGGCAUCUCUGCAGGAUGUUGUUCUGCCAACACUCACUGGAACCUGUGACCAGGAGCACUUCUUCGUUUCCGUCAAGUACGGCAGUCAAGGGCAUCACUUCAAGACCAUGGUCGGCCAUCAGGACCUGACACCUGAACUGGGAGAGACACUAGCCUAUCAGGACAAUGGCACACACUUCAGCAUUGUGGUGCCUUAUGCUGCCCCCGUCACUGCAUUUGAGCUGAUCACAACAAACUCAGUCAGAACCAGGCUGAAUAUGCUGCUGUGGGACUCAAUCAACCAAUGGGUUCUUGGAGACCUUUACUUGUCUUGCAGUUUCCCUCUGGCAACAACAAGGUGCUACUCAAAUGGAACAAUCAGUGCCAUCGCUGUCAAAGUAGAGUCUGUGCCAAACCUCAGCCCAAGCUGGCUGACCUUGAAGGACCAGUCAUGCACACCAGCAUUCAUUGAUGACCGCUUUGCUCACUUUGUCUUCCAUGCUGACUCAUGUGGAACCACUAGACUGUUCUUCGACAACUACAUGAUGUACGAAAAUGAAAUCAGGCUGAACUUCAACAGGAAAGGAGUUGCUUACACAUCACCAGUUGAUCCUGAUUACAAGCAAACCAUCUCCUGCUACUAUGUGGUCAAUGAUACCCAGAGAAUCUCCUUUGCUUCUCAACCAAGACUCCAUGAACCCAAAGCAGAGAUUGGAUUCGGACACCUGGUGGUUCAAAUGAGACUAGCUCAGGAUGCUUCAUAUCAAAUCUUCUACCAAACUGAAGACUAUCCAGUUCAGAAGUUCCUGAGGGAGCCUCUCUACUUUGAAGUGGAGCUGAUGCAGUCAAGAGACCCUAAACUGGAACUGGUGCUGGAAAACUGUUGGGCAACAAGCAAAGAAGAGAGGAACUCUCUCCCAAGCUGGGACAUCAUUAUCAAUGGCUGUGAAAACCCAGAUGACAGUUAUGCUGCAGUAUUUCACCCUGUAAUGAAGGACAGCAGAGUUUCAAUCCCAUCUCAUGUCAAGCGCUUCUCCAUCAUGAUGUUCGCCUUCAUCCAGAAUGACCAAGUUCUGAAGGAUGAGAUUCAUGUCCACUGCAAUGUAGUGAUCUGUGAUGCCAACACACCUGCAGAAGGCAUCUGCAAAGGCCAAUGUGGUUACUCAUCUGGCAUUAAGGCACACCAAAGCACAAAAAAGGGACAAAGACCACAAAGCUCAACCAACCACAAGCAGAUCUCCUCUGGGCGUAUUCUGUUGAAUAACUGAAUGUCCAAAUAAAAAUUUCUUAAAUG